Molecule: messenger RNA, 681 nt
Organism: Perognathus longimembris pacificus (Pacific pocket mouse)
Lineage: Eukaryota; Metazoa; Chordata; Mammalia; Rodentia; Heteromyidae
Gene: Them6
Product: thioesterase superfamily member 6
Source: RefSeq, a predicted model, not a curated record
CCGCCGCCCCGCCGCCCCGCCGCCCCGCCGCCGCCCCGCCGCCCCGCCGCCGCGAUGGUGGAGCUGCCCGUGGCCGCGCUGGUGCUCGCGCUGGCCUUCUUCGCGCUGCUGGACGGCUGGUACCUGGUGCGCGUGCCCUGCGCCGUGCUGCGCGCGCGCCUGCUGCAGCCGCGCGUCCGCGACCUGCUGGCCGAGCAGCGCUACGGGAGCCGCGUGCUGCCCUCCGACCUGGACCUGCUGCUGCACAUGAACAACGCGCGCUACCUGCGCGAGGCCGACGUGGCCCGCGCGCACCUGGCGCGCUGCGGCGUGCUGGGCGCGCUGGGCCAGCUGGGCGCGCGCGGCGUCCCUCGCCGCCUCCUGCGCGCGCUACACCGCCGCUCGCUCCGCCUGUUCGAGCCCUUCGAGGUGCGCACCCGCCUGCUGGGCUGGGACGAGCGCGCCUUCUACCUGGAGGCCCGCUUCGUGAGCCUGCGGGACGGCUUCCUGUGCGCGCUGCUGCGCUCCCGCCAGCACGUGGUGGGCGCCUCCCCCGACCGCGUGGUGCAGCACCUGUGCAAGCGGAGGGUGAGCCCCCCGGAGCUGCCGGAGGACGUCCAGCACUGGAUCGCCUACAACGAGGCCAGCAGCCAGCUGCUCCGUGCCGAGAGUGGACUCGGGGACGCCGCCAAGGACGAGUGA